Molecule: messenger RNA, 2611 nt
Organism: Magallana angulata
Lineage: Eukaryota; Metazoa; Mollusca; Bivalvia; Ostreida; Ostreidae
Product: heat shock protein 60A-like
Exons: 13
Coding region: 173-1885 (570 amino acids)
Biological process (GO): mitochondrial unfolded protein response; protein refolding; protein import into mitochondrial intermembrane space
Cellular component (GO): mitochondrial matrix; mitochondrial inner membrane
Molecular function (GO): ATP-dependent protein folding chaperone; protein-folding chaperone binding; ATP binding
Source: RefSeq, a predicted model, not a curated record
UUAAAUGAGUAAACAAAGUUAGCCUAUUAAAAUGCACGAUGAAGGGCCCUAAUUUAGAAACCAUCCGAAGGUCGUACGAACGGAUCCGGUCAUAACUUCCAUCGACUUGCAAGGAGUAAUAUUGCGAACAUCGCCGGUGUCAUAAAAUUAAAGUUUAAUUUAAGAACACACAAUGUACCGAUUACCAAAACUGCUCCGCCCAACCGUGGCCCGCCACUUUUCCACCACCCUCAGACGAAAUGCCAAAGAUGUCAAGUUUGGAGCUGACGCAAGAGCUAUGAUGAUCCAGGGAGUGGACACACUUGCUGAUGCUGUGGCGGUUACUAUGGGACCAAAGGGAAGGAAUGUCAUCAUUGAACAGAGUUGGGGGAGCCCUAAAAUUACCAAAGAUGGAGUGACGGUAGCUAAGGCCAUCGACCUGCAGGAUAAGUACCAGAAUAUUGGCGCCAAGCUCGUUCAAGAUGUCGCUAACAACACCAACGAAGAGGCCGGAGACGGAACAACCUGCGCAACUGUCCUUGCUCGUGCCAUUGCUAAGGAAGGAUUCGACAAGAUCAGCAAGGGAGCUAAUCCAAUCGAAAUCAGGAGAGGUGUCAUGACGGCUGUGGAAGUAGUGGUAGAAAACCUGAAGAAAAUGUCCAAGCAGGUCUCUACACCUGAGGAGAUUGCUCAGGUAGCUACAAUCUCUGCUAAUGGUGACAAAGCCAUUGGAGACUUGAUUGCCGAGGCCAUGAAGAAAGUGGGCAGAGACGGGGUUAUCACUGUUAAGGAUGGAAAGACCUUGAAGGAUGACCUUGAGACCAUUGAGGGAAUGAAAUUUGACCGGGGUUACAUCUCACCUUACUUCAUGAACUCUUCCAAAGGGGCUAAGUGCGAAUUCAAUGAUGCACUGGUGCUGUUCAGCGAGAAGAAAAUCUCGUCAAUCCAGUCCAUCAUCCCCGCCCUGGAGAUCGCUAACCAGGCCCACAAACCCCUACUCAUAAUCGCCGAGGAUGUUGACGGAGAAGCACUUAGUGCACUUGUACUCAACAGACUGAAGGUGGGUCUCCAGGUGUGUGCUGUCAAGGCCCCAGGGUUCGGAGAUAACAGGAAGAACACAAUGAGGGAUAUGGCCAUUGCUAGCGGUGGAAUUGUGUUUGGAGAUGAAGCUGAUAUGUACAAACUAGAGGAUGUCCAGAUGAACGACUUUGGUACCGUAAAGGAAGUGACUGUUACCAAGGACGACACACUGAUGAUGAAGGCAAGCGGUGAGAAAUCAGAACUGGAAAAGAGGAUCCAGCAAAUCCGAGACGAAAUCGAGCUCUCCACAUCAGAGUAUGAAAAAGAAAAACUGAACGAGCGUCUGGCCAAACUGUCCUCUGGAGUAGCUGUUCUCAAGAUUGGUGGAUCAAGUGAGGUGGAGGUCAACGAGAAGAAAGACCGUGUCAACGACGCUCUGUGUGCCACCAAGGCUGCAGUAGAGGAGGGGAUUGUACCUGGGGGAGGGGUGGCCCUGCUUCGCUGCAUCAAGUCUCUGGAUAACGUCAAGGGAUCAAAUGAGGACCAAAACACAGGAAUUGAGAUUGUGAGAAAGUCCCUUCGAUUACCCAUGCUCACCAUCAUCUCCAAUGCUGGUUUGGACCCACACCCCAUUGUAGAAAAAGUUAUAAGCAACGAGGGAGACUUUGGAUAUGAUGCCCUGAACAAUGAGUUUGGAAAUUUGGUGGAAAAGGGCAUUCUUGAUCCCACAAAGGUUGUCAGAACAGCAAUUGUAGAUGCAUCAGGAGUCGCUUCCCUUUUGUCAACAGCAGAGGCAGUGAUCACAGAAAUUCCCAAGAAGGAGGAGCCAAUGCCAGGUGGUAUGGGAGGAAUGGGUGGAAUGGGCGGUAUGGGAGGAAUGAUGUGAUGAUUGACAGCUGGUCAAGGAUCCUGAUUGGCUUAGAGUGAUGAUGUCAUAAUGAUGGACAUAAAAUUUUGUUUUUAUGAUAAAUAUUUCAUUUUGACAAGACACUGUUGAAGAUCAAACAAAUUCAGAACUCUUUUUAAACGGCCAGGAAUGCAGAGUGUGUUGUGAAAGAUGUCUCCUAGACAGGUUAUACUGACUGAAGGCCUAAACAGAAGCUGGAGUACUUCUCUAUCAUUGAACAUUUUGUGUUUUCAUUGUUUUCAUUUUUGUCAAGAAUUUUUUUAUAUGUGGUUCCACUCUCUUCUCUUUUCUCAUUUCAGUAUGUAUACUAAGAACAACCUUUCCAUGAUUUUUUUUUCUUGUGAAUUGUAUAGUGAUAGCCUGCAAAAAAUUAUCCGGUUAUAAAACUUGGCAAAAGUCCUGUGGACACAAAGACAAGAAAGUGUAUUGAUACAGUACAAUAUUUUCCUGCUUAUUUAUGAUAGUUUCAACAGUUCAUCUUGCCAGAUGUAGUUCAAAAACUUAUUCCCUCAAAAAUGUGUCAAUGUCUGCAAGAUAGAGUAACAUAGGAAUAUGAAUUACAUAUUCAAACCUGGAUGAGACCAAUAUAUGUAUUGUGAGAUAUUAUGUUAGCGAUGAUAGAUUUUCAAGUACACUAGUGUAUUUGCUGUUUGUGAUAUUGAGUGAAUUGAUUCAUAGAUCAUUAAAAUGUAUUUUAUAUCAAAA